UCUUGGAUUAGCCUUGAAUUAAUGAUGACAAAUAUGGCACUAUUUUUCAUCUUGAGGAUUUCUCCAAAGGAUAAUAUUAAUCUGGCUAGGAAGAUGAAGUGAAAAAGAAUUAAAGUGUGAGAGAAUUAAAAGGAUAGUGGCCAAUCAUGCUACCAUGGUUGUCAAGUAGGAUAUGAUGCCAAGUGCCUGCAGUGGGUGGGAGUCCAGAUAUAUAAGCAGCCUGAACACGACAUCAGAUUCUAGUGGAAGAGGUGGCAGGCAGGAGAAGAUCUGCUUUCCGAAUGGCUCUUUGCACCAAUGUAUAUAAAGGGAAGCCUUGGGAUGAUGAAUUUAAUAACAUUUUAUCUAAGGUCAAGAUGGGGGUGAAGGAAAUUGUAAUCCAAUGGAUCAAGAAGUCAUUUAAUGGAGAAAGGUUGUCCCUGGUUUAUUUUUGUUACAAUAAAUGGAAAUAUUUGCAGUAGAAAUUUGCCAACUGGUUACACAGGACAAUGGACUUCAAGGUGACUCCAGUUCUGGCUUUUGUGCAUCAAGAAUGAAAGGAAACUUACAGAACUCCUGUUUUAAGAUUUCUGAAGAAUGGAUGGAGAGCCUUUUACUUCCAAUUUCUUUUCCUCUGGAAACUUCCCUUCUGAAAUUGGCAUUACCUUGGAACAGAAGACGACCUUUGCCUUUGUGCUUUUAUUGUUUAUUUUCCUUGGUGUUCUCAUUGUCCGAUGUUUUCGAAUCCUCUUAGACCCUUACAGGACUAUGCCAACUGCCACCUGGACAGAUGGGCUGGAGGGGCUAGAAAAAGGACAAUUUGAUUAUGUUUUAGCUUAGAGCCAGAAAUGUAGCUACUUAGAAACAUUUCUUGUUCUCACACAGGCAAAAUAAGCUAAAAUUGGAUGUAUAUUUGGGAAACAUGGUGAGCAUUUGAUGAAAAAAAAUCUCUGGUUUUAUCAAGGCUAGAUAUUACCCAGCUGGAAAAGGAUGACGGACAUAAUUUCUGGUUUGUUUUUGUGUCAAACUAAUUGAUUUGUAAGAACUUCAAUUCAUAUCAGUGCCAUGUAAGACUUCAAUCCUGUUCACAAAGUAAGCGACUUAUCUGGUGGCAUGAUUUAUUUUGAGACGAAUGCUGAUCUAACCUGAAAUCUAUCUAGUGACAGAUUUAAGAAUCUAGUCAACCUUGCCUGAUCAUACAAAUGAAGCAGGGUUAGCUUUCAUGACUCCAUGGAAGUCCAAGCUCCAUUGAUAGACUGGAUAAUUGGGAGGGGGGGGAGACAUAUCCCAGAAGAACCCAAAGUUAACUACAGAUAGUCCUUGAGUUACGGCCACAAUUGACUCCAAAAUUUAUGUUGCUAAGUGAAAAGUUUGUUAAGUGAGUUUGCCCCAUUUUACAACUUUUCUUGCCACAGUUGUUAAGUGAAUCAUUGCAUUUGUUAAGUUAGUAACAUAGUUGCUAAGUGAAUCUGCUUCCCCAUUGACUUUGCUUGUCAGAAGGUUGAAAAAGGUGGUCGCAUGACCCUGGGACAUUGCAACCGUCAUAAAUAUGAACCAGUUGCCAAGCAUCUGAAUUUAGAUCAUGUGAUCAUGGGAAUGCUGCAAUGAUGGUAAGAGUGAAAAGCAGUCAUAAGUCACUUUUUCCAGUGCCGUUGUAACUUUGAACGGUUACUAAAUGAAUUAUUGUAAGUUGAGGACUACCUGUACUUUUUUAACAGUGCCAAGAGAACUGAGAGAAUCAGCAGAAGUCAGCUUCAGGGUCUAUGAAGGUUUUGAUUCAUCUUCUCACCUUCAGAGCUGCUUCCUUACUUCUUCAGGAAGGAUAAAAAUAAGCAGCAGAAAAGAGCCAUAGGAGUACUAUGAGGCUCCAAGGGAUAGCAGAAAGCACCAGCAGGAAGUAGGCCUGGGCUAGGCAUGUGCCUGUUUCUGGCAAGCUUUGGUGUCAGCCUUGGCAAUCCUUUCAGCUUGAUGGAACAACAAUGCAUCACCUGUUUUGCAACAAAAGGCUCACUUUGAAAGCUGCAGGUAAACAGAUGCAAAUAUGGCAUAAGCUUACAGUAAGCUGAAAUUUAUCUACCCACACUUGGAAGCUGCAGGUAAUCAGAUGCUAAUAUGUCAUAAUCUACUCACACUUGACAUGAAGCCAAGUUUUAUUUUAUGCUCCCUGGUUACCAAAAGGAAUUGGGUCUCAGCUCCUUUUUAUAUAAACUUUUUGUACAGCUGCUCUUAAAUAAAUGGUCGCAUUGCCUGCAUCUGUUCCAACUCUUUGCGCUGUACUAACAGAAGAUGUUGCUUGCACAAAGUAAUUUGUGUAAAUAAUGAUUGUUUUAUGACCUAUUUACAUUAAGGGUCACGUCAAACCAUCAUGUGAAGUUAAACAUUUUCUCUCCUUUUCCUGUUCUUUUCUUGUUAUAUAAAGAUUUUUGUGUGUAAACGAAACAAACAAUGGAACAUGCUUUGAUUUCUACUACAAACAUGUUAGUCAUUAAAAGUCUAGACUCC
Molecule: messenger RNA, 2481 nt
Organism: Pantherophis guttatus
Lineage: Eukaryota; Metazoa; Chordata; Lepidosauria; Squamata; Colubridae
Gene: CTXN3
Product: cortexin 3
Source: RefSeq, a predicted model, not a curated record